Messenger RNA from Zerene cesonia (dogface butterfly), 5447 nucleotides. It is a transcript of the gene Rbp, whose product is annotated as RIMS-binding protein 2. The record is from RefSeq and is a predicted model, not a curated record. The transcript has 22 exons. Gene Ontology annotation, biological process: neuromuscular synaptic transmission. NCBI's taxonomy places the organism in Eukaryota, Metazoa, Arthropoda, Insecta, Lepidoptera, Pieridae. Gene Ontology annotation, molecular function: protein binding. Bases 471 to 4742 code for a protein of 1423 amino acids.
AUAAUAUGGUGUGCGUCGACCAGAGGCGCUCCAUUGAGUAGGCGACAGAGGCAGCGCGGCGGCGCGAAGUGUGACGUCACACGCGCCGCGCCUCACGCAUGCGCCCGCCUAUCGAGCGGCAUGUGCCACUCGCAGCCGGCCGACCGCUCCACCCGAACAUUUCACACUUUUUUUAUUUUCCUCCCGAACGUAGCUCUGUUACAUCCAGAAAAGAAAACCUAGUACUAGUUCAAAACGCGCCACGAUUACUUCUAUCUCUCGGGCGUUAGUUACCGCGUUUCCAAAAUGGCUGGACGGGACUGUCUUUCCAGCCGUGCGCGAACCCGCCUCUGACUCGGUUCUACGGACGUUAUGUGCCUCGUUAUGUAAAUGUUACGCAAGUUUGGGACGUUAAGGUGCAUCUUACAGCCCACAAUACGGUGCAGUGAACCGCGGUGCCCAUGUAACGAGCUGGAUCUGACAUUACCAUUAUGAGUGUGUACGGAAUAUCGGGUGGCGGCGAGUCCGAUGUGAUAGCGCGUAGGCUGCGCGAAGCGGAGAGAGCGCGGGCGGACGCGGAGCGAGCACACGCAGAUGCGCUUGCGCAGCUACGCAGUGCGCAGCGAUCGCCGCUCGAUUCGCACAAUGUGGAACAGCUACAGUCUAAAGUACGAGAGUUGGAAAAGAAGGCUGCAUUGGAAACGGUUCGAUGUGAGGAACUACAACUAGAGUUAUCAUCAUCAAUGCGCGCAAGAGGUGCUACGACCACUGCGACGUGGUCUACUUCCACACAGCCCGCCACUGAAAUUGAACGCAUUAUGGCGAAAAUCGAACAAGAUAAUAGAAUUCUUGCAGAAUUGGAACACACAAGAUCUACUACUCAUGGUAUUCAACAAAGUGGUUCCAAUCAAGCGCUUGGGGAAUUUCAUUCUGCCACCGCACAGUUUACUGCUCCUAGUUCUAACUCCGUUGCGUAUUCCAUGAGUGCGCACAAUCCUUCCUCAUAUACUAAUCCUGUACCAGCUUCCUUUGGGCUUUCUAAUACUCAUCAAGUCACGUUCACAAAUCCAGUAACGGCACCCCUUGUUAAUAAUAUUAACCAAAUCUCUAGCACUCUAGCAGGACUGCAAUCAAACCUUCAAAAUUUAUCUGGCAAUGUAUCUGGAAUGACUUUGGGUAGUUCGUUAGGUGGAACUGCGAUAACGGGAACAAUGGCAGGAGGAGGUCUGCCCAGUUGUUUGAAUAAUGUACCGACAAGCUUAUCAAGUGGACUAACAAGUACUCUUGCGGGCAUACAAUCAAGUCUAACUGGUGCACUUGGUAAUACAUUGAGUAAUCUUACUGGUGGCACUCAAAUUGGGGGACUGAAUACAAAUCUUACGAGCACAAGUGUAUAUGGAACUGGAACGGGUACUUAUACAAAUCCUCUUCUAACUAGUGGCUUAGGAACCAAUACAAUGAAUAUUAAACUUAAACCCAUGGAUGAAAUUGACCUGGGAUUAGGUAGAUAUGGAACUAAUAAUCCAGCUAUGAUAAGGGCAGUCACUCCGGUAACUCCUCAUCAACCAAGCUGGAGUUUAGGAUUAGAUAGCCAAUUUCCAGAUAGAUUAGGAGGUUUAGAAUCGAGUCUAUAUCAUGACAGAGGUCCGAGAAAUAUGAGACUUUUACCAAAUAAUAUGUUAGAUAUGGAUGUUCGUAAUACACAUUAUAUGAAUGGUGGUGGACCCACAGAAGCUCAAGUUGAUAUGUUGGAUAUCCCAGGCAAGGGCCGUUGCUGUGUUUACAUCGCUAGAUUCUCUUAUGAUCCUCCUGAUAUCGAAAGUGCGGAAGGGGAACUGUCGAUUUGUUCUGGAGAUUAUCUAUUGGUUUGGGGUCCACCGGAUCCAAAUGCGACUAUGCUCGACGCUGAAUUAUUAGACGGUCGCCGGGGACUAGUACCUUCAAAUUUUGUUCAAAGACUGGUUGGAGACGAUCUUUUAGAAUUUCAUCAGGCUGUCGUGGCGACGUUACGAGAUGCAGAUGAAACUGCUACGACUGCUGUGAGUGAUCUCUCUCUUAGUCGUGACGUGGCUCGCCUAAGUGAAGUUGCAGAUGUUACUGACGGAUCUGAAGAUGACGACAAUGUUCCUGCCCCGCGCCAGCUUACUCUCGAGAGGCAGUUGAACAAGUCCGUGCUGAUUGGUUGGACGGCGCCAGAGGGAGUGCAACAGGCGAACAUAGAAAGCUACCACGUCUACGUCGAUGGCGUCUUGAAGACAACAGUCAAAGCUACAGAGCGUACGCGGGCCUUAGUAGAAGGAGUAGAUUCUAAUCGGCCGCAUCGAAUUAGCGUUCGAUCUGUGACGGUGACAAGGCGCACAUCACGAGAUGCAGCUUGCACUAUGGUCAUUGGGCGCGACACAGCUAACAUGGGUCCGACGUGUGUCCGGGCCAGUGGUGUUACCUGCUCGCAGGCUGUGAUUUCAUGGCUCCCAGCAAAUUCCAAUCACCAACAUGUAGUUUGUGUAAACAAUGUUGAAGUUCGAACUGUGAAGCCAGGUGUAUACCGUCAUACCAUCACCGGCCUAUCACCAAGCACCCAAUAUCGAGUAACAGUAAGAGCUAAGCAUUUGAGAGCCGGGCCUCCAUCAGGAAUACCCAUUGAAGAAGCGCCAGGGGCAUAUACAGACUUUAGAACUCUGCCAAAAGGUCUUCCAGAUCCUCCAAACGAAAUAAUGGUGGAAGCUGGGCCCCAAGACGGUACACUGCUUGUGACGUGGCAGCCAGUGCUUCGCCCACCCGCUUCAGGGCCUGUCACUGGAUAUGCUGUUUAUGCGGACGGGAAGAAGGUGACCGACGUAGACUCGCCGACCGGCGAUCACGCUCUCAUCGAUAUUGGCAAACUGCUCGGCCUCAAUCCUAAAUGCGUCACCGUUCGUACUAAAUCUCGUGACAGCCAGUCAAGCGAUAGCCAACCAACGCCUAUUCCUCCGGCAGUUCUUCGAGGUGUCGUGUCCAGAGUUCCGAGAGGUCCCCCAGGUCAAGUUCCUAACCAACCAGCUCAAGGUUAUCGAAUGCAGCGCCCUCAGGCUUAUCAGCAGCAACAACAAGUGAUAGAACAUGACGAAAACCUUUCUGACAAAGAAAUAUUCCCAACGGCUAAUAGGCACGAUCAACAAACAGCUCAGCCCACGAGCGGAUUCGGCACAGGCCUUCUAAAGAGUAUAUUCGACAAAAUAACCCCUUCGCAAUCGGGGAUACCAGCCAUCGAAAUCACUAAAGAAGGUGCUGUGGAGCAGGUCAGCGAAGACGACGAAACCUCGCGGCGCCGUCAGCAGCAGCAGCCGUCCCAACCUGCACAAGCGUCGCAGCAGCCUUCGGGUCAGCCGUACCCGAAUACACAAGCCUUCCAUGGCACGCAGCAACCCCCCUUUCAACAGGGCGCCCAGUUCCCAAGUAACCAAUCUAACACCUACCCCGGGCAGCCACAGCAGUAUCAAAACCAACCUCCGAGGAAUCAUCAUGAGAGAGGACGCCCUCCUAAUCCACAUCAGUUACAGCAACAAGUACAACAAGGUGCUAUGCCGCAAUAUGGUUCUAGAGGAGUACCUCCAGCUGGGCCGCGAGGUCCACCGCCGGGAGGUCGCCCUCCGCCUCAGGGCCAUCCACAAUCCAAAAGAAGCCGCUAUUUCAUCGCACUGUUUGAUUACGAUCCAGCAACAAUGAGUCCCAACCCAGAGAGUUGUGAUGAAGAACUGCCAUUUAGUGAAGGAGACACAAUAAAAGUGUGGGGUGAUAAGGACGCCGACGGUUUUUAUUGGGGCGAGUGUAGAGGUCGUAGAGGUUAUGUCCCUCACAACAUGGUUGUUGAAGUGUCCGAGCAAGAAGCAACCGGGCAAGUGUCGGCGAAACCGAGAGAUCGGUGGACUGAUGCAUACGCAAACCAGCCGGUGAGACGCAUGAUUGCACUAUAUGACUACGACCCACAGGAACUCAGUCCUAAUGUUGACGCUGAUGCAGAGCUAAGUUUUCAAACUGGUCAGAUUAUACAUGUUUACGGUGAUAUGGACGAUGAUGGUUUUUACAUGGCAGAAAUUGACGGUGUUAGGGGUCUGGUGCCAAGUAAUUUCCUCACAGAAGCCAAUGAUCAGUAUGCGCCAGCGGGACCAAGUAAUCAAGGGCCGCCGGGUGGUCGAGGGAUGGGCCCCAGCACCAGUGCCCCUGGGGUGGGCCCGGGCCGAGGCCGAGGCGUCCCCUCGGGUCCUGGGGCGCGUGGCCCUCCCCCACCCCCCAGAGACAAUGUUGUACCCGCACAAAGAAAUCAACAUCGGAAAACAGAUGCCUGCCCUCUUCCCCCUUCUCAGUUAGACCACAACACAAGCGCCAGUAAUCAAGAACAGGCGAACGCUCAGCAGGCGAGGGGGAAAGGCGUGAACGCACAGCCACCAGCGACCACGACCGCCCGCACGACCGCUGGUAACGUGGGCACGCCCACUCAGUCGCCCGGCUCGGCGGCCACGCUCGCCAUGCCGCCCGUGGGCACCACGACCGCGGUCAGCACGUCCCCAGCGCGCCGCGGUGGCCCCACCGUCGUGCCCGCACCCACCGCUCAACCACUUCAGCAGCAACAGCAGCAGCAGCAGCAACAGCAGCAACAGCAACAACCACCCACAUCACAACCGAACCUCAUGCAAAAGUUCUCCGAAAUGACCGCCCCCGGCGGUGAUAUUCUUAGCAAGGGUAAGGAACUCAUCUUUAUGAAAUUCGGUCUCGGCGGCAAAUAAUGUCGGCGGUACGGCCUAUAGGGCCCUAAAUUUACCAUUUCACUCGCAUCGCUCUCUGCGAUCAUUUCUGAUCCUCAUAGCUGAUAAAAUCCUCAGAAAAGGAAGGAUCUACUGCUGUGUUUGUCCGGAAAAUGACUCGGCUCUAUGCGUCGAACUUCUUAUUGUAAUCCAUUUAUAUCCGUUACAUAAAUGUAUUGUAAUAAAUGAUGUAUAUAAUUAAUAAUGAAUUCAAUAAACGCACAGUUUAGUGAAUAUUCAAAUGUUAGUGCAGUCUCGAUAUAACGCACGGUUGGAGUUAAAACCCUGAAUUAGUCGUAUCGUAAUGUUUUCUAUCUCUUGAACCUCUGCCCGUCUGUUAGAUUAGACUUUAAGUAUUUUGAUUGUUUAAAAAAGCCGUUCUGUAUAGUUAUAACGCUUACACUUAAACAUUUUGUAUUAAUAAUGUAGUCUGGUGAAAAACGAGUUAUAAGUACUGUUUUGAAUAUUGUAUAGGGCGGCUUUUUUCUUUGUAUAGUUUAUUCCGUUUUGUAUUUAGACCUGAAAAAUCUGUUUAAGAAAAUCUUUUCUAAGUGUUUCGUGACUUUUCAUUAACGUUCGUGGCUUAGAGGCCACGUGUCCACUUUACGUUUUCUAUCGCUAGGUGUGUAUUUCCUUAUUAAGUAUAGAAAUUAGAUGUUUCAAAACUAUAACUUUGUUCAAUAAAAU